Messenger RNA from Ruditapes philippinarum (Manila clam), 1635 nucleotides. Its product is annotated as protein mono-ADP-ribosyltransferase PARP12-like. Lineage: Eukaryota; Metazoa; Mollusca; Bivalvia; Venerida; Veneridae. Gene Ontology annotation, molecular function: NAD+ poly-ADP-ribosyltransferase activity. The record is from RefSeq and is a predicted model, not a curated record. The transcript has 3 exons. The coding region runs from base 107 to 802 and encodes 231 amino acids.
UCGAGAUCGUGGAGUAGUGAGACUAACAUACAGAUAGUGUAUAACAUUACUGGAGAAAGGAGCAGAUUUACACAUAAAGAACAAGGCUGGUGAAACAACCAUAGAUAUGAUUGUAGAUCCUAAAAUGAAAGCCAUGAUUGAAAAGCUUACUGCUGCCUACAAACAAGCACCAGCAAAAUCUCAAGCUGGAGUACGUCUGCCAAUGCACUGGAAGGCAAUGAAAGUAACAGACGUGGAUAUGGUGCAACUUGACACAUCAGAUGCCAUGCAGAAACAGGAGUUUGCUGAAGUUGAGAAACAUUUUAAGAAUACCCUUAGUCAAUGUGAAAUAGGCUGUAUUAAACGUAUACAAAAUCCAUUACUCUGGGAACAUUAUACUUUGAAAAAGCGUGAAAUGGAAAGCAAAGGUGGACAAGGCAGUGCCUGCGAGCAGCACCUAUAUCAUGGAACAAAACCGGAUCUUGUCGACUUAAUCGCUUUUGACAAUUUUGAUUUUCGCAUCGCAGGGUCGAGAGUUGGAGCGCUAUAUGGGGAUGGUGCAUACUUUGCAACUACAGCAAAGUACUCUGACUUAUAUGCCUCGGCGGGUGAUAAUGGAUAUAAAGUUAUGUUUGUUGCUAAAGUAUUGACCGGAAAAUACUGUCUCGGUGCACCGGGAUUAAAAAGACCCCCACAAAUUGAUACAAAUGACUUUAGGAAGGGUUAUUAUGAUUCUACUGUUAAUAAUAUACUCAAUCCAACUAUAUAUUGUGUGUUUGAUAAAAACCAAUAUUACCCAGAAUACAUUGUAGAGUAUAGGUAAUGGCCUAAAAUACAUUUUGAAAUUUUGGAGAUAGCUGAAUUCAUAAUUUUUAUAGUUGUCAUACGUAUUUGUUUAUGUAAUAUUUCUUGUUUUCUUUUUUUUAGCUCGACUUUUUUUUUUUUAAAGAGUAAAGGUAUUGUUAUAGUCAUGGCUGCAUUGCCGUUGCCGUUCGCAAACUUGUACCUGGAUCAUUACUUUUUUAGUUCUUGGUGUAUUAUCUUCAUACUUGGCCACAACAACCCUUGGGACAAGACCUUUCAGUAGACCACACUAACCUUGACCUUCAUCCAUAAAUGACCUUGACCUUCAAGGUCAAAUGUCCAAAUUUUGUUUGUUCUUGCUAUUAUUGGCUGUAACUUUGUUAUUUUUGAAUUGAUUAUCUUCAAACUUAAACAUAAUAAUCUUCAAGGAAGCCCUUUAAAAUAAGUGGCCAGACCAUGACCUUAUAAAUGACCUUGAUUUUGAAGGUCAAAUUAUUGAAAUUUUAAUUUUUUUUGCUGUAACUUGCUGUAACUUUACUAUUUUUGAAUGGAUUGACUUCAUAUUAUAACAGAACAUUCUCCAGGACAAGACCUUCAUGUUUAUCAAACUUAAAUUGACCUUGGCCCUUUUAUGACCUUGAAGGUUAAAUUAUUGAAUUUUCACUGAUUUGUGCAUUAAAUGAUCAUAUAUAUUUAUUGGUGUGGAUGUAUUUAUGUGUGCACAAAAGUGCGUCGUUACUAUGCGACGACAUCACAUUUGCCUUGAUGAUCAUAAGAGAAACCGGUUGGCAAAUAAUUAAAUAAGUUAAGUCAUAGACUGUGUUUUUGGGGAGGCUAUGCCGACCCAAUGUU